CUCUUGUACUGGGGAGCCCAGAACUGGACACAGUACUCCAGAUGAUUUGCAGAUGAUACAUGUGCAAGUGAUUCAAGUUUUUCCUACAAGAUGUGUUCCACGAAUCCAGCAAAUUGGAUAACCUUCGAUGAUGAGCCGCUCUUCCAGUCUCCUCAGAAAUCAGCUGAAAACCAGAGUAGUUGCAGAGCAAAUGGCCUUAAGCUCAAUCUCUCUAACGUGCCUGAACCCUCAAGUAGGUCAUCUUCUACAGGCAGCACUCCGCUCUCCUCUCCUGUAGUUGACUUUUACCUAAGUCCCGGACCCCCCAGUAACUCUCCACUUACCACACCUACCAGAGACUACCCAGGAAGUCCGUGUAUCCCCAAGGCUGGGAUCCAUAUCCUUUAUCCUGUUCCUGAAUGGCCAUCAAAAGGUAGUUUUCUCCCAUCACCUGGGGUAUGCGCUUCCUUAACUUCGCAGAAACUGAGCAGCCUUCCAGUGAACACCUUGACUGAUGAUAAUCCGGUUAAGAUUUUAGUCUCCAAAUCCAAAGAUGAAGGGAAUCCUAACCUGCAAGAAAGCUGUGAUGAGUUAGGAGAACCGUCAGAGCGCUUCCCGUACUUCCAGGAUGACUGUGCCUUUUCCAGUCCCUUUUGGAAAGACGGAUGUUUGCUCAGCACAUCAGCACCUAAUGUUAACACACAGAGAAAGGACAAAGCACUUGACAGAAAUGUUUGUCAUUCCAAGGAAAAAGAAACUUGCCAUGAUCAGAAGAGCCUUACUCAGGGUUCCUUCAGCUACGUCUGCGAAAGGCUUGAACACUUGCAAACUGAUAGCUCUGACACUGUGGGACGCCUACCCGCUGCCAGCGCGCAUGUGUGGCACAACCUCUCGUCUGCCAUUGCGCACGGUCUGUUCAGGAGUCAGAAAGCAGAUGGAUGGCCCUUCAUGCUGAGAAUUCCCGAGAAGAAGAAUAUGAUGUCAUCUCGGCAAUGGGGUCCUAUUUACCUUAAAGUCCUAGCUGGGGGUAUAUUACAAAUGUAUUAUGAAAAGGGCCUUGAGAAGCCUUUCAAAGAAUUCCAGCUGCAACCGCACUGUAAGCUUUCUGAACCCAAACUGGAGAGCUAUAGCGUUUCAGGAAAAAUCCAUACUGUGAAGAUUGAGUGCGUAUCUUACACAGAGAAAAGGAAGUAUCAUCCCAAAGUAGAAGUGAUCCAUGAACCAGAGGUUGAGCAGAUGUUAAAGUUAGGAACCACAGAUUAUAAUGACUUCACUGAUUUCCUUGUAGCAGUUGAGGAAGAGCUUAUGAAACUUCCCACCCCUUCUAAACAAAAAAGAAAUUAUGAAGAACAAGAAAUGACUCUAGAAAUAGUGGAUAACUUUUGGGGUAAAAUCACUAAAGCAGAAGGAAAACUUGUGGAAAGUGCUGUCAUCACACACAUUUAUUGUUUAUGUUUUGUGAAUGGAAGUACUGACUGCUUUUUAACUUUAAAUGAUCUAGAACUCCAGAAGAAGGAUGAACGUUACUUUGAGAAGGAGAAGGAGAAGAAAUGGAUUGGUAUUCUAGACUACCAUUUCCAUAACUGUGUUAAAACACAGGAAUUCAAGCAAUCACGAAUUAUUAAGUUUACACCUCCUGAUGCCUGUAGGCUGGAGCUAAUGCGUUUCAAGACACAGUAUAAUGGACAAGACCUUCCAUUUUCUGUGAAGGCUGCUGUCGUGGUUCAGGGAGCAUACAUAGAACUUCAGGCUUUUAUAAACAUGUCUUCAACUGCUCUGAUACCAACACGUUUACCUUCUAUGAAAUGCUGUGAAAAUGUUAUGAUACGAUUUCCAGUUCCUGCACAGUGGAUCAAAGCACUUUGGACCAUGAACCUCCAAAGACAGAAGUCCCUAAAAGCAAAAAUGAAUAGAAGAACAUGCCUUGGCUCUUUACAUGAGAUUGAAUCUGAUCCUGUAAUACAAGUCUCAGUUGGAACAGCAAAAUAUGAAAGUGCCUAUAGGGCUGUUGUGUGGAAGAUAGACAGGCUUCCAGAUAAAAACUCAAGUUCAGAUCAUCCACACAGUCUGUCUUACAAGCUAGAGCUCGGAUCAGACCAGGAAAUACCUUCUGACUGGUAUCCAUUUGCUACUGUGCAGUUUGUGAUUCACGAUGCCUGUGCCUCAGGAACGGAAGUGAAGUCUCUGGGCAUAGAGAGUGAUGUGCAGCCCCAGAAACAUGUGAUUCAGAAAGCUUUUUACAAUUGCCAGGUUGAAAUUGAAAAGAAGUGGAUUAGGCUUGAUGGAGAAGAUCCAGAUAAGGCUGGCAACUGCCUAAUGCAGUAAAAAAGGACAGCAGGCACCGUCAUGUAAUAUUAGUAGGAAUCAAUUUCCAUGGGAAAUUCUAUUGUUAGAAAAAGUGCAAUGACCUAGUUUGGGAUAAAUGCUGUCAUUGAAUUUUUUUAGUGCUUUUGGGUUUGAUUCUACAAAUCGGUACUCGUUUGGUUAGCUCUCAUUCAAGUAAACUUCCCGUUAUGGAAGUGCCAAUAUAAGUAACGUUGCCUUGUAAAGAUUUGUAGGAUGUGAGCACUUAAUUGACUGAUUGUAAUAUAUUUUUUUCUGUUGCAUAUCUAUGACAUGGGAGUGAUCUCAUACUCUGUAUUGAAAACUAAUGGCACUACUCAAAAGGGUUCACAUCACAUGGACAUGUAAUAUUCAGCAAUAAAAACUUCCAGAGUGCUUAUGUGCAGACCAGCAUCUGUGGAAGGCCCAGCAGGACCAAUUACACUUUUUAGUGGAGUUUGGAAAUCUAUAUCCCCCGUGUUUCUGCUUCCCUCGGUGUAUGUCGACAGAACAAGUCGUAAUAUUACUUUCUACUAGAGCCUCAAAUAAUGAGUAGAAACUGGGUGAUUUCAUUGGCGGAGUGGGAAAAGUUCCUCAGCAGUAAGAUUCCUCCUUUUUCUGUAGCUGUGAAUGUUUCCUCACCAGCAUUUUAUAGGUUUGCUCAUGUAAUCUCUUAGGCAAAAAAACAUACGGCAGAUGUGACUGAAAUUUCUGUGCCAGCAUUAGACAAAUCUUUUUCACUACUGCAGCAAGUGAAACCAGGGACAGAGCCUCAGCAAGCGUAAAUCAGUCUGGGUCUAUUAAACUUGAUGAAGCUUUGCUAAUUGACACCAGCAGAACUGAAAAAAAGGCCAGUCGCUACCAAUUGCUCUGGGCCUUCUUUAGGCCUCGAGUUCCAGAUGUUGGUUUGGAAAUCACAGGCCAUGUUGCAUUGUUGUUUUUGAGUAACUUCAAGUUAGAGGGCAUGUCUUUCCACGCAAGGAAGGUGAGAUUGUUUUCAUGCUCCUGGCUCUGAAGAGCUUUUUUUCUGUGGGGGAAGAACACCGGAAUAGACUAUUGCAAGGGAAGUGAAGCUGUGACACUUCAGCAGGCAACUUGAACUACUAAGCCCUAGCAAUAUGUUAACUGAUAUUGAACAUGUAUUGGAAUUUAGGGAAAGGUUUUAACAUUUUUCCGAAGCCGUUAUCCCCUUUGUCAUUUUCUUCAGGGUAUUAUUCCAGGUCUGAGAAAAAAAUGAUGAACUUAAAAAUGCUCCUGAGACUUUUUUGCUGCAAUUUUCCUGAAAUUAUCCCUACUUCAGACUGAAAUUAUUGGAGAAUAAAAAUACAGUAAUGCACUAAAUCUCACUUUAUAUUUUGUCACAGCUGUAACUGUUUAUAUGAACGCUGAGUAAAAAUACAGAUAAAUGUUAUUCCCCCAAAGUAGAAAUAUGUGGGAUAUGCCUUGAGAAAAUUAUCAAUCUGAGGAAACAGAAGGCCAUAAUAUGAACAUAGUUCGUCACAAUAAACUUUUCCCCCCAUUUAGAAGCUGAGAAUGAAAUGGGUAAUAGAUUCUAUACUAAAUCCUGAGGGUAAGUUUUUUAUGUGUAUCGCAUUACCACAGCCCCAAAUAGGCUGUGACGGUAUUUUGGCUUCUCUAUAUAUCCCAUUUUAUUAGCAGAUUAUAUUAUCAUAAAUCUAAGCAAAUGCUUUAGUAUAGUAGUGAUCCAAAUGUGUCUCAGAUGUUGCAUCUUCCAUACGUGUUUUGACUUGAGAAACAAUUGGCACCUUCAAGUCAUGUUCAAUUUUUUUAAUUCAUAUUUAAUUUUGGUUUAUUUAGUUCUCAGCUGAACUAGGUGACAUAGUGUACACUAGGGCAAAAUGUAUUUACUUAGUACCGUGGCAGAGCUCUGCAAUUCACUCAGCUCUGGUGUAACUAUGGAGUCACAAUAUCUAUUAACCUCUUUGCGCUCAGUAAGGCAGAGGAAGCAGACUGCUUAUACGUUUCAGUUCCCCGCACUAGCCUCUGUCUGAGGCUGUCGUGUCCGCUGACUUGUUUUGACUGACGUUAACACAGUUAAUUCAGUAAAUCUGUUAGCAGUGCUAAGCGUCCAAAGCGUAUCUUGCGUAUCAGGGCGUAUCAGGCCCAACUGGCCUCCGUCUUUCCUUUUUUUAAGUAAGAGGACGGUCAGUCUCUUCUGUGACUCUUCCAUCUCAGGAUCCCCCUUCUUUGCUUGUGUUUCCUGGGCGUUCGGUGCCUGGUAUCGUUACAGCUCCUACAGAAGCAGUGGCUGCUUUUAUUCUUUCCUUUUUCUGCUGUAUCUCAAGGUAGAAGCCCAUCUAGUGCUGUAGUUUCUUCUAGCUUGGUCCCAUAAAAUAGCGUCUAUUGCUUUGAAUGGCCGAAGUGAUGAACAGCCACGUUAUCCUCUUCUGUCCCGCUGGUGAGUCCGUAUUAUAUCUGGUAUGACGCAAGUGAUAACUCAGCCUUACUGAACUCAUUAACAUAAAAAGGUCAAGUUACGGCUAGAGCUAUGUAGCAGAAUCUUGGCUUUACAUCUGAGGCCUGCAAGGCUCUCCGUUUACGUUAAUGGGAAUUGGAUCAGGAUCACGGGGAAUUCACUCCAUAGAAAUAUUGCUACGCUGAAAGAAAGUUGCUCUGUUUCAUGCGUGAUUUUUAGUUUAAAUCUGACAAUUAGCACAGUCAAAGGUAGAAUUAAUUGCCCCGUUCAGCCUCAGACUGAUAUUUGUAUGCCUUGCUGUCAGAAUAUUUUAAAAAUAUGCUAGUUUCAUGAAAGAAAAAAUGGCGUUGUCUGACUUUUUUUCCUAUCAAAUUCUAACCUUCCCAUUUUAUUGCAACACACUAAAGCAGAAAUACCCUGGCUUCCCCUUUCUAAUGUUUCUUCUGCAUUCUCUCAGGUCCUUGAAUAUAGCCUAUUGAACAAAUAUUCCCAAUGUUUCAGCUUAUUUGCUGACAUUUUCUACAAAAGGUGCAGUAGGCGAUAGUGAGUAAAUGUAUUGGUUUUCAUUCUUUGGAAAUCUGAGUUAUAUGUAGUUUAACUGUGUUUGGGGCAGGGAAUGGAGAUGAGGAACAGUUGUUAUAAUCCGACGUGAUGCUCAGUGUCUAGCUAGCAGAAGCCCAGGACUGGAGCUCUAAAUGGCCCGUGAGGUGCGUUGGCACUGUGUGAGGAGCCAGGCUGAGUACAUGUCUGAUCUCUGCUUGCCUACUGCUUGGGCCUGCAGUCACUGAAAUUCUUCCAGCUAUGCUGGUCACUUAAAGUGCUGACGCUUACUAACAUUUACUAUAGGGCCGUAUUUAGAUAUUAUUUUUAAUAAGCACAGAGGAGCAGCAGGGUUCGGGAUAUUUUGUAUUUUGAACAGAAAUCAAUGAGAACAGCUAUUUUUGCAGUGUGACUUAUUUACUAAGUGUCGUAUUUGCUCAGACAAACUUUAUAUUUGCAUUAAUCUUUCUGAUACUAAUAGUAUUACUCUAUAUAAAUGGUAUAUAAAUGGUACUUGAUGUAAUUUUGGAUUCAAACACCCAUUGAAGUCAAUGGAAAUCUUUUAACUGACAAAAUGGGAUCUGCAUCAAAGUCUCUAAGAAUGAAGGAGAAGCAAAAAAAAAAAAAA
This is a messenger RNA of Struthio camelus australis, 5906 nucleotides long. Lineage: Eukaryota; Metazoa; Chordata; Aves; Struthioniformes; Struthionidae. The record is from RefSeq and is a predicted model, not a curated record.